AUUGAACUAUAAUGAGCUUCAGUCGUGCUAUUAUGAAUCGGUUCACUUCCGUUGUGAAAUGCGCAGGCGCCGGAGAUGCGAUCAAUCUGACAGAAGUUCUCAUGACGCCAUAGCGGGGACUGCUGGAAAAUAUCUCAGUUGUUUGAAGUGAAAAUGGCAGUGGAGAAGCGCUUGGCAUUCUCUAUUGUGCAGUUCCUGCGAGAUCAAACACACUGUGGUGCUUUGAAUUCCGAUGAGCAGGAAAGCCUUGAAGUCGCCAUACAAUGUUUGGAGACAACCUUCAAGAUCAACUCCAGUGACUGUCAUCUCGCAGCACCACAACCUCUCACUGAAAUAUUCCUCAACUCUCUCCUCAAGAAUGACCAGAAUAACCUGGUGCUACCAGAGACAUCCCCAUCACCAGAAGACACAGAAAGGGCAGAACAGUUGAAGAAUGAAGGGAACAAUCAUAUGAAAGAGGAGAACUACAGCUGUGCGGUGGAGUGUUACACAAAAGCCAUCGAUUUAGACCUCCGAAACGCUGUCUACUUCUGUAACAGGGCUGCAGCACACAGUAAACUGGGGAACUACACAGAGGCAACGGGAGACUGUGAAAGGGCCAUAGGGAUCGACCCUAGCUACAGUAAAGCCUAUGGGAGAAUGGGAUUGGCAUUGACUGCUAUGAAUAAGUACCCAGAGGCCAUCUCCUAUUUUAAGAAAGCUCUGGUUUUAGAUCCAGGGAAUGACACCUACAAAUCCAACCUGAAGAUCGCUGAGCAGAAACAAAAAGAGGCAUCCAGUCCUAUGGCUACGGGACUGGGAUUUGACAUGGCCAGCCUUAUCAACAACCCUGCCUUCAUCAGCAUGGCCGCCAGUGUGAUGCAGAACCAACAAGUGCAACAGCUUAUGUCAGGGAUGAUGUCCAAUGCGGUCGGUGGUCCAGCAGCAGGAGUGGGAGGACUGUCUGACAUCUCCAGCCUGAUUGAAGCUGGUCAGCAGUUUGCCCAGCAGAUUCAGCAGCAGAACCCAGAACUGAUCGAACAGCUGAGGAACCACAUCCGCAGCCGCUCCUUCAGUGGCAGCGCUGAGGAGCACUCGUGAUCCACACAGGUCUGUGUAUUAGAACACAGAGCGUACAUUUCAAUAGAGGAAGGGCAACCAUAUGUCGUGAUUACAAUCUCUACACCCAUUCCUUAAACUCACAUCACCGGCAGAGCUGGAAUGAAGAGACAGACGGAGAUGGGGACGAUGGCACUUUACUGGGACUGUAUCUUCAGAGAGGAGGGGAGAGAUGAGAAACAGACUACACCUUCUACAUACCUAAUAAGAAGAGAGAGUAUCCAACACAUUCUAUGUAGAUACAACCACAUUCUAGACACCCAAUUAGUUUCAAAAACAUUCCCACCAAUCAGGAGAAAGAAUAUUCAGUUCGAGACCCAAUCAGGAGACAGUCUCAACUAAUUAUUCUAAAUAUCCAACCCAGUGCACAGCAAAUAUUUAUUCUUUCCUCAAUAAUGUUCCAUUCCAAAUGGAUUUCUGUGUUUUGCUAUAGUGUGUUGUAGUAGCAAUGUGGAAACCAGUUCCGUGUUCCUAUACUUUGGUAUAUUUUGUUGAUCCUUUGGUCCGCACUGAUUUCACUGAUCCAACAGAAUUGUACGUAGGAGAAUGCAGGGGUGUAUAGUGAGGUGAAACAUUUAGAUAGAAAUUAAAUUAAUAGAGCUGAUGGGAUUUCCUAUUCCACAGUACCAGUCAAAAGUUUGGAAACACCUACUUAUUCAAGGG
Messenger RNA from Oncorhynchus masou masou (cherry salmon), 1761 nucleotides. Its product is annotated as small glutamine-rich tetratricopeptide repeat-containing protein beta-like. Gene Ontology annotation, molecular function: molecular adaptor activity; protein binding. Bases 154 to 1080 code for a protein of 308 amino acids. The record is from RefSeq and is a predicted model, not a curated record. The transcript is spliced from 12 exons. Gene Ontology annotation, cellular component: membrane; TRC complex. Gene Ontology annotation, biological process: post-translational protein targeting to endoplasmic reticulum membrane. NCBI's taxonomy places the organism in Eukaryota, Metazoa, Chordata, Actinopteri, Salmoniformes, Salmonidae.